This is a messenger RNA of Guyanagaster necrorhizus, 1855 nucleotides long. RefSeq lists its product as uncharacterized. The record is from RefSeq and is a predicted model, not a curated record. Bases 199 to 1386 code for a protein of 395 amino acids. The transcript has 2 exons. Lineage: Eukaryota; Fungi; Basidiomycota; Agaricomycetes; Agaricales; Physalacriaceae.
UCUGCCUCCCAUGGAAGCGGACGGGGCAUUGAAAGCGAGAAUGGCGGAGAACUCAAUAGAGGCAGCAACGAUGGUAACGGAAGCGACCACCCCAGCAACUCUGAUUCAACCAGUGAUGAUUCCUCCAGCGACGGAGGGAAGUCGACGGAGGGAAAAUGCGCGGCAUCAUCUAGUAACGGCAGCAGUAGUUCCGCCGGCAUGGCUGAAACAACCCCUGGUCCCGCCACUGGUGAAAACAUAUCGCAGUCUUCUUCCGCUUUAUCCCAGUCAUCCUCCGUACCAUUCCAGUCUUUCUCAUCGCAAUCAUCCGUUACAUCCGAUGUUGUAACGUCUUGUACUUCCGGGGGCCUGGCCUCGGUUGCGACGACAUCUACUGGGCCUACACUUACUCCUUCAAGUUCAUUUUCAUCAACUUCACUAUCAUCCUCUCAAACCAUCCGAGUGGUCAUAUCAUCGUCUUCGACAUCUGCAGUUCCCUCCACGACCUCCGCCUCAUCAGCGUCAAUCAUCCCACUGUCAGCAGUGACGUCGCCGCCCCUCGUUAUUACGAGUUUAGCAGCAACAUCCACCGCAUUCCCCACAUCGCCUAGUAAUCCCAGCUCUAAUCCCAGCUCCCCCCCUUCUGACCUGUCACGUACGACGUUCGUACCUAUAAUUGGUGCAAUUGCUGGUGCUGUGGUCGCCGUUUCUGCGGUCCUUCUUGUCAUACUCUUUUGCCUUCGUCGACGGCGAAAGAGACACUGUGCUAAGAUGGACUCUGGCUUCGCGCCGUACAACUCGUUCAAAGACGAAAAAAUACCAAAUGAAGAUCGCCUGCCGCAGAGUCCUCCGCCACUUGUGCGCGUCUUCCAUCGAGUGUCAUCCCUUCUGAUGCCCCCUCAUCCCACUGUGCGCCUUGCUGAGAGCCGUGCUCAAACUCCCAUUCACAAUCCUUUUGCCGAGACUAAUUCUUUUGCGAGUUCUCGAGUCUCCUGGUUGAGCUAUGUCUCUAGCCAUCCUUCACUGCAAAGGGGUGUCGGAACUAUAGAAGAAACCAUGAGAUCAAACCCAUUUGAUGAUCCAGUGGAUUUUUCUGCUAAUACACAAACAUCGUCACCUUUAGAACGAGUAUCUUCACUGCAACCAGGUACAACUAUCUUAGAAAGGCACCAUUCAACUCCACUCGUCUUGCCUCCACCUGAAAGCCGCUUCUCCAUGACCGCCUCUGCUGAACUAUCACCACACGAAGAUCCAGAUCGAUUCUCCAGCUGGACCGAUAGAAAGACGAUGUCUCGUCAUUCAGCGAUGAAAGACAGCCCUCUUCAAAAACUCAGUAUGGAGCUGCACCCCGUCGAUGUCGGGAGCUCAAACGGCGCAGGUACUCAUUUGACAGGGUCGCCGAGGUAAACGGUGUCAGAGAAUGGCACAGUUGAAUUCUGCGGGCCUAAGGCGCCGAGCUAUUUUGAUACUUCAUUGCUAGCUGGUAGGGCGUUCUACAACACCUUGUAUGUCGCUAGCAGCAUACCAGGACCUUAUGUAUUUAACUUUUAUUUUCUAUUAUUUAUUCGUUGUAUUAUAUAGCUGAUACUAUUUCCGUAAUACUUUUGUAUCGUCUAUCAUAUACAGGUUCGUACUAGAGUAUCCAUGAAGGCGUCCCAAGUGAAGCCCUCCAAUGAUCCUCUCUACCGCAACUUUUCAACGUUCAAUUUGAACAUCAUGGCACAUUGACGAAACAAUUCGAUAUCUCUAAAUAGUCGAAGGUGAUGUCCGUCCGUGGUAGAUAGACGUCGACGGUGGAUAUUGGGUCAUAAAUUUUGGGAAAUAAAGAGAUGGUGCGAUAAGGCAGAGACCUGAACGACAAUUAUUCAGAAUGGUU